Messenger RNA from Cygnus olor (mute swan), 3503 nucleotides. It is a transcript of the gene TRIT1, whose product is annotated as tRNA isopentenyltransferase 1. Lineage: Eukaryota; Metazoa; Chordata; Aves; Anseriformes; Anatidae. Gene Ontology annotation, cellular component: mitochondrion. The record is from RefSeq and is a predicted model, not a curated record. The transcript is spliced from 11 exons. The coding region runs from base 24 to 1298 and encodes 424 amino acids. Gene Ontology annotation, molecular function: tRNA dimethylallyltransferase activity; ATP binding. Gene Ontology annotation, biological process: tRNA modification.
CCCCGUCCCGCCCGCCCGUUCCUAUGGCAGCCGCCGGGCCGGGCCGGGCCAUGGCGGCGGCGGCGGCCGCGUUGUGCCUGGGCCGGGCCCCGCCGCCUCCCCCGCGGCCGCUCGUGGUGAUCCUGGGCGCUACCGGCACCGGGAAGUCGGCGCUGGCCGUGCAGCUGGGGCUGCGCCUGGGCGGGGAGAUCGUCAGCGCCGACUCCAUGCAGGUGUACAAGGGCCUGGACAUCAUCACAAACAAGGUUUCUCCCCAGGAACAGCGCCUCUGCAGGCACCACAUGAUCAGCUUUGUGGAUCCCCUUGUCUCCAACUACACGGUGGUGGAUUUCAGAGACAAAGCCGUGGCUCUGAUCGAAGAUAUCUUUGCCCGAGACAAGAUCCCGAUCGUUGUGGGAGGAACCAACUACUACAUCGAGUCCUUGCUCUGGAAGGUCCUCGUCAGCACCAAGGAGAAGGCCAGCCCGGCGCCCAGCCCGGCCCCCGACAGGAAAGUGGAGCUGGAGCAGCUGGACGGCGUGGAGCUCCACCGCCGCCUGACCCAGGUGGACCCCGAGAUGGCGGCCAAGCUGCACCCCCACGACAAGCGCAAAGUGGCCAGGAGCCUCCAAGUGUUUGAAGAGACAGGGAUCCCCCACAGUGAAAUCCUGCACCAGCAGCAGGAGGAGGAAGGUGGAGGACCCUUGGGGGGGCCCCUGAAAUACCCAAAUUCUUGUAUCUUGUGGCUCCAUGCAGAUCAGGCAGCUCUGGACCGGCGGCUGGAGCAGCGGGUGGACGACAUGCUGGCCGCAGGACUGCUGGAGGAGCUGCGGGACUUCCACCGCCGCUACAACCGACAGAAGGUGGCCGAAAACCGCCAAGAUUACCAGCACGGCAUCUUCCAGUCCAUCGGCUUCAAGGAGUUCCACGAGUACCUCGUCAGCGAAGGGAGCUGCUCGCCCGAGACCAGUGCCCUGCUGCUGCAAAGAGGGAUCCAGGCCCUGAAGCAGGUGACCAAGAGAUAUGCCCGGAGGCAGAACAAAUGGGUCCGAAACCGCUUCCUGAGACGUCCUGGCCCCAACGUGCCCCCGGUGUAUGGCCUGGAGGUGUCUGAUCAAUUGCGGUGGGAGGAGGAUGUGCUGAAACCUGCUCUGGAGAUCGUUGAGAGCUUCAUCCAGGGACGUGAGCCCCCGGCAGAGCCCGUAAAGAUGGAGUUCGACGCAAACGAGAACAAACGGCGUCAUCGCGUGUGCGAGCUCUGCGACAGGGUCAUCAUCGGGGACCGGGAGUGGGCAGGAUUGUUUACAGCCCGGCUAUGAAAGCAGCCAUUUGCAAGCCCAGAGGGGGAGCAGGAGCUGUGCCACAGCAGCCAUCUGUCGGGCUGCCCCCCUUCCCCGGCACCCGGUCAGCGCUCUGCCAUCGUGCCAGACGUGGGGGGCUCGACGCAGCAUCAAACCUCUGAGCUGCCUGUGUUUAGUCUGGGCUGCUGGUCCCUUUCAGCACUUCAGAUACUUUGUGAAAAGGCGAGGAACAAAUUUAUUCCUCCUAAAAUGCUGUUGUGUAAAGUGAAAGUUUCUUAACGCUUUUAAUAGCUCAGUUACGCUCCAAUAUUUCCUAUUUGCGUAUUCUUCCUAUUUGUGUGUUUUUCAAAAAAAAAAAAUCUUCCUAGCUGUAAUGGCAAUAAGAAAGGAUUUUCUAUUUUCAAUAGACUUACUUUUAAAAGAGCUCAGUUGGAAUCAGAUUAACUCAGUGAAUUUAUCUGCACUUGAGGCUCAUGCUGAGAACCAGAAAUAAAAAGCAGUCAAGAAACCGGCUGCAGAAAUGAACCUGGUAAAUCUCCGUGUGUUGCCCAAAUGCAGAGACAAUGCAAAGAGAAAUUGUGCCCAGGCCAUCGGCUUUGAACGAGCCCUUUAUUCCUAUCGAUCCGGGGAACUGCCGAAAGCAGAUGGGAGUUGGCUCAGAGUGGGGAGCUCGUUACAGCGAGACCAGUUUAAUUGUUAUGGUAGCCAGUCUCAGCUGCGCUAGCUCCGAGGUGCUCUGAAGAAGCUCUGCCUACUCCAGAACCAGGGGCUCUGAAAGUGGUCGGGAUCCGUGCCAGUCUGCCAGGUCCAGCAAGGUUUAUGGCGGAGCUGGAACUCCUCAGGAUGCCCCACACACCACAGCUGUGACUGCCUGUCCCCUGGGGAUGUUGUUCCAGGUCCUGCAUGAUGAUACCUUUCGGAACCCACACCAGCUGGGUGUUCUCUGCCUCUAGCUGAAUUUGGCUCAAAUCUUCAGAUGGCAGGAGAAAAAUGGCCCAAAACCUGGGUGUAACUUGUAACUGCAAAAUGUGAGAGUCAAAGGGAAGUGAAAACAGCAGUGGGGGCUGAGUCAAUCUGCAAUCUGGUCUGCUUCCCUAAGACAAGUUACAGAUAGUUCUGGGAACUGCUUCCCGGUCCCUCGCUGGCUCUGGAAGAUUUUUACAUUUUAUCUAACUUUGCAAUUUGUAUGGACUUCAAAGAGCACGCCUCCCCAGACACCAGCUGAAAUCAGUGCUUUUUGCAGCCGCUGCAAGCUUUGGAGUUGCUUGCAACAAAUUGCAAGAGGUGAGACUUCAUUUCAAGCUGAGGGUGACCCGACAGCGUUGUGAUAAAGCAGCAGCUUUGCAUGUCAUUUUAUCCUUUGGCAGAAAAGGAGGACUGGAAAGCACCUCAGGGCCUUGAUUCAGCAAGCACAUACCCUUGUUUAAUUAAGGCCCUGCUUGAAAAGUUUGCUCUUUAAUUGCUGCUCUGAUCUCUUGGAAAUAGCAAAACCGCCCUGCUAGGAUGUUCCAUUGGUCUGGUUAGACAAAGCGUCUUCUGUUUAGAUAAUACCACCGAUACGGGAGGUUUUGCUGCCCUUAACUCUGUGAUUUUAAGCAGAAACGCAGCUCUCGCUACCCCGGUGUGUCAGUACAAGCUGCUUCUCCGGGGUCACGCCUCUGUUCCGUCAGACUCUGCUGAAGAGCUCCGGUAGCUGCGAGCCGUGCCCUGCAGUUAUGCAAAAGCUCGGUUGUGCUCCGGGCUCAGUCCCUGCCCGCUCGGUGGCCGUGCGGGUUAUCCCCGUGCUGCGCAGGCAGCUGGGCUUACAAAUGAUCCUGGCGGCGUUCCACGGGCUGGGGGCGAGUUGCACAACCUCGCCCGCAUCCUGCAAGGUGCCGCCCGUUGGGUAACACUCGCCUUUGUUCUCUCCUCCCGGCGCUUGGGUCUCAGCUCGGAGCAGAGCUGCUGGGGUGUUGAAUCCUGAAGGUCUGGAGCUUUCUGUGUACAGACCUGGGAUUUGUCCCUCUCCCAGUCCUUCCUCUGCUCGUGACAAGGCUUGAAAGGGUUGUUCUUCUCUGUGCCGUGAUUAUUUGGCCUGGAAGUGCCCUGAGAAACAGCCAGGGCAGGGCCAGGGAGUUCAUUUUUUUUGUGGGAAUGGCCUCAAGUGGAAGAAUGGGAACCGAGGGUGCUUGGUUCGGGCGUUCCCUUCUCCACGCUCCCCAGAGCUAAACGCUUGUUUGCCUC